AUGACUACCGAGAACACAAUGUGUUUUUGGCUCAACAUUGAUAAUCUUGUGUUUCAAACUAUAUAUCAUAUCAAUUCAAUUAAAAUUAAAUAUAUUUUGUUUGUAGAACAUACAGAAAAUGAAGGAGCACGGCAAGAUACUGAACAACGUAUUGAUCUUAUUAAAUUUUAUAACACUAUAUUUGUUCAAAUAGUUCGAGAUAAUGCUUUAAAAUAUUCUACCAACAGUAGUAAUGAUAAUCUUACUCUAUCUCCUUUACCUGCUACUAAGACUCAAUUGCAAUCACCAACUACACGACGAGUCAAUGAUCGAUUACCAAUAUUUAUACGUAAGUUGGAAGCCCAAGCAAGUCCAAUUAAAUCACCAAUCAGGCCAUUGAGUUACUGUAUAAAUCAGAGUCCUAAAAAAGUAAGUAAAUUCGUUUUUAUGUUAAUGAUACAAAUUCUAAUAUUUCUUAAAGUUUUUUAUUUAAUUUAAUCUUAAGUUGUUGGUGGCUUGAAUUGGUCGAACCACUUGAAUACAUAAACUUUUAUAACAAGCCCCAUAUCCAAAAUCUUUUUAAGAACACUUUAUUAAAAUAUAACUAAUAAAGAAAAUUUAAAUAUAUUUUCAAACCAAUUCACUAGUGGUCACAUUUCAAUAAUAUUUUAAUUGUUACAUAAUUAUAAAAUUAUGUUAGAAAAAAUAAAAAAAAAGGAAUUUUUUGAGUGGUUGAAUCUUUUUCUGAGCAGAAUCAUUUUCAAAAUGGUGUCUUCAAUAAUUUGUUUUUCUAUCCACAAGUACUUCAAUUAUUCUUUACCUUUUCGAUCUUGAUGGUAAAUUGGUAACUGUGUAAUAUUGUUCUGAUUUCAACCAAAUUAAAUUAUUUUUCAUAUUUUUAAAUGGUUUAAGAAAUUAAAU
This is a messenger RNA of Acyrthosiphon pisum (pea aphid), 900 nucleotides long. Its product is annotated as retinoblastoma-like protein 2. Gene Ontology annotation, cellular component: chromatin; transcription regulator complex. Bases 1 to 477 code for a protein of 158 amino acids. Gene Ontology annotation, molecular function: RNA polymerase II transcription regulatory region sequence-specific DNA binding. The record is from RefSeq and is a predicted model, not a curated record. NCBI's taxonomy places the organism in Eukaryota, Metazoa, Arthropoda, Insecta, Hemiptera, Aphididae. The transcript is spliced from 3 exons. Gene Ontology annotation, biological process: negative regulation of G1/S transition of mitotic cell cycle; cell differentiation; regulation of transcription by RNA polymerase II.